Pieris macdunnoughi is the source of this 1407-nucleotide messenger RNA. The record is from the annotation of a GenBank genome assembly. NCBI's taxonomy places the organism in Eukaryota, Metazoa, Arthropoda, Insecta, Lepidoptera, Pieridae.
AUGUUGCCCAGCGUUGUGUUAGCGUUAGGCCUGCUACUUCUGGUUUCUCCUGGAAAGGCGCAAACUGAAACAGAUGCACCAACGACGUUAACAACCAAAGCCCCAAGCACCACCACGCUACCAUCAAGCACUGUAGUCUGGGUGACGGAACCGUUAAACGAGGGACAGGCUAUCCAGAAGGCUCUGCAGUACCUCCUCCAACAUCGCCAACCUGAUUGGGGUUGGGCCAACGACACCCACCAUGUCAUGCUCACUUUACAGUUGGCAAAUAACACUGGAAAGGAAAUAGAACAACAAGGCAUGGAGAUGCAGCUGUCGGCUAAGCAGAUGGAAAUUGAGAUCUUACUUAUGAUGUCCAAGCACCAUGAAUCCCCACCCCCAUUGGGACGCCUGGCUGCCUACACUUUAGCUCUGGGCGCGCUUUGCAAAGACCCUCGGUCGUUCCACGGCAGGGACCUGGUAUCAGCGCUCCUUCAUCGUGAACCACCCCAUGACCUGGAGUUCGCGUAUGCCACCCUUGCUGCCUGCUCUUCCGCAGCUCAUGUCCGCCGGCGCCAUAUUCGUCGAUUACUGGAUAUUGCAAAUGCCGCUGCUGAUCACAGUUUAGACACAAUAUCUAUGGUAAUACUGGCGCUUCGCUGCGUGGUUCAAGACCAUAGACACCGUAGUCUAUUGCACUUCGUCCGUCGCCCCAUGGCCGGUCUUGCUCGUCAGCAACAUCCCGACGGCAGCUUUGGAUCACUCACCACUACAGCUCUUGCUAUUCAAGCUCUCGAAGACUCAGACAGCGGUCCAGGCGCUCACCAGCAUUGGAGUCUACCGGCAGCCCGUAAGUGGCUCCUGGAGCGUCAGGAAGCAGACGGAGGCUGGGGAGAUGUGGAGAAGACCGCUGCAGCUGUUGCAGCAUUGACACCAGCAUCUUUAGCUGCUGUACGGCCACCGCACUGCAGUGAUAAGCUAUUGGACAGCCGUCAUGAACCUUUUGAGAACGGAGGAGAUGGAAACUUGAAGGUGGCUUAUCAGUCAGGCCACGCCGGCAACGAAUCUGACGCUCGCAACGUCUCUUUUACAUACACGCUGUGGUUAGGCACAAAUGUCACUGAAAAUUACACCCUGUACAUGGUUGCUCCAAGGAACGUAUCGUUCUACCACGUGAUGCAAAUGGCGUCUGAGCAAGACCCGAAAUUCAAGUUCGAGGCCAGCGAAUGGCCAAAUGGUCACUACGUCCACACCUUGGCUGGUCACAAGGAGGAGCCCAUGGGAUAUCACUACUGGCUCCUCUACCGUCUCCCAGAAGUGCCUGACCCCGCCAGCCCACCUGGAAACCAGCUCGUCGCCCCCGUUGGCGUUGACGAUUUGCUGGUUGAAGACGGCGAGCACUAUUUAUUCUGGUAUAAGAAAUUGUAA